ACAUUUGACAACUACUCAAGAGUGAAGACAAAUUAUAAAAAAGAUCCUAUCAUCAUUGUGUAGACUUGUUAGACAAAAGUGUAUAAUUUUGUGAAUAUUAAUGUUAUUACGUAAAUUGUUUUCCAUGAAGCUACCAAAAUGACUUCGCCAAAAACCGAUACUUUCAAAGAUACAGUGACCGUGCUCAUUAACGCUUUAGGAGAUAAUGAUAAUUCUGUUAACAAUGUUGUAAUAAAAUCCCUUGCUAAGAUAGCCAAUGUUUAUCCAAAUGAAGUUAUCGAAAUAUUUUGUGAGUUUUAUCAGAACACGGUUAAAUCGAACCUUAUACAGUUAGGAAACAUUGUUAAAGUCUUAGAACAGACAUGUGUAAACCAAGUGAAGAAAUUAGAUCAGAAGGUAGCAGGAGAACUUGUCAAUUCAAUGCUGCGAGCAAUGACAGAGAAUACCACUUACGAACCAGUAGUCCAAUUGGGUGCAUCGUCUGUUUUAGUAGCUAUUGGCCAUGAGUACUUGGAUUUGGUACUACGAUCUCUCAUUAAUCAAAUGACCCCAGCAUCAGUUCCUCAUUAUACAAUCGCCCACACGCUGGGCACCCUGGCUGCGGUCAACACGCAUGGAGUGGUGCCGCACGUCAAGGAGAUCCUUGGCAAAAUGCUACCGUUACUUCCUUUGGUCAAACAGGAUGGCGUAAAACAAGCGUUCGCUUAUGCAUUUGGCCAUUUUGCCGUCGCCGUGUCUGAACAGAUAGGUGAUAAUGUCGAAAACGACAAUAUAACGUCGAUAAAGGAUAAUUUUGUCACGGAAUUCACGAUCGUAUUUGACGUGCUGUACAACCAGUGGCUACCGUCUCACGAGCCGAAAGUAUCAGAAUCAGUACUCGAAGCUCUUGGGCCCAUCACUAGACUCAUUUCUGAGAGACAAUUUAAUGAAACUGUCAAUAAAUUUGUACUUUCCCUUCUAUCUUUAUACCGCAAACCGGCGAUAAAUUUCUACUGCAUCAGUCAGUGCAUAUCAUAUUUAUUGUCUCCAUCGCCCUUAAACCCAAAACUAUCCUUGAACGAUAACGUGAUAAAUUCAAUCAACAAUGUUCUAUUUAACUUGGUUCUUUUAGAGCCAGAUUACGACCAACCACAUACUGUCAAAAAUCACUUCGAAGUACUGCGUUGUUUUGACCAUAUGGCAGGACAGUUUCCCGACCAAACAGUCGAAACACUGCUGCACCAUUGUAAAAAUAACCAAGAAAAAGAAAGAAUGAAAGCUGUCAUAAUUUUAACUCAUCUGACAACAUCGUCUCAAGUUUUCAUCGAUAAUUUUGCAUCGAAGUUCACAACUAUUUUGAAAGUAAUGGUUGUAAUGGAACAAGGAGUCAAAAUGAAAAAAUUGCUCGUCAAAGCGAUCGUUGGACUUGUAUACAGAAAUUGUAUAAUGGCUGCUGAGGAUUUUUCUAUGGUUGAGUUUAUAAUAAAACAUUGCGGUUACGAAGCUCCGCCGACUGUUUCGAAAUCAGACGUACUAGAUUUGCAUGAUACCUGUAAAAGUUCGCUUAUACUUAUGUGUAAUACGGUAACGAGUGUGAGGUCGCAAUUACGUAAUUUGUUAUUGUACUCCCUUACCGUCGAUGAAUUUACUUCAUCUAUGUCGACGGUGAGUCAUUGUCUGACCUCUUUGCUGCAAAAUAAUUCAGACGUCACGACCGACGACCAGUCUAAUAAGCUUACUGAUAUGAUAUGCUCUCCGGAUCUCGUUUUUGUACGAUGCAUCACACGCGUAGUUGAUCCAGACCAAAGAGAUUUGAAUAAGAAUUUGCUUCUAUUUCUCGAAGAAUUUUCCGGAGACGUGCAUAAGAAUUUGAAAAAUUCUUGGAGUAUAGAAAUCCAGAGGUUAUUGAAAUUUGUCGAAAAAAACGAAUCGAAAGAGCAAUGGCAUGGAAUGUUGUUGGAUCUCAUGAUUUCGGCGGUGGAACAGGUUAAUAGCAACAAGUGGGUGGAAACAAUAUCAACUUUGAUAUCUCAGCAAAUACUUUCUAAGAAACAGUCGCCGAUGAUUAAAGGAGUAUCUCUUCAAUAUUUAGCCAUACUCUCAUGUCACAUGUCAAAUGCCGCCGUAGUGGAGACAGUGCUUAAAAUAAUACUAUUCGCUCUAAAAUCUAUUCCUAUGGAAAGCGUUGAUUACGUCAGCAAAGCAGUGGGCAUUGCGUCGCGAGAACACGGUGAAUUCGUUCUCAAUGAAUUGGAUGCGACGUAUAAAGAAAAUGAAGCUAGACGAGGCAAUAAAUUGCUCAAUUUCUUAUCGUCCAGAUCAUCAAAAACUGAAGUUGAAUUAUCAGUAGUCAAAUACGCAGUUAUAACAUGCUAUGGAAAAGUCGCCUGUGAUUGUCUCGACGUACAUGUGUUAGCUAGGUUAGGGGAAAAUGUCACAUCAAUAUUAUUUGAAAUUCUGAAAUCUAAUCCACCUUACGACCUAUGCAAAGCUAGUGUUACAACUUUAUACGAGAUAAGUAAAGCUCUACAUCCAGCUGCUCAUCAUAAUGUCGCUUUGAGAAAUCGCUGGCAAUUAUUGAACGCUGUGUUAGAACAAAUAUAUAACGCGAAUCUGGAUAAACGAAACGUAGAACUAUAUCCAAUCAUUGUAAAAGCGUCGAAAGCCCUGACAAAGUUACAAAAAGGUAUCUUGCCCGAAGAAAGGAAUACUAUCCUGAGAGUUUUAUUUAACAGCAUCUUUGGGGAACUCUCGUCUUUUAAAAGAAAGUACGAGAUAGAAGGGAAUGGCGAUAAAAAUGACUUAUUAGCGAAAACCUUAAACGACUCAUUGUCUCUUUUGCACGACUUAAUUAGAGAGUUGAUUAUCCAAUCAACCUGCUUAAGCACGAUCGAUGAUAUCGUUAGCUUAUUAAUUGAAUGGAUGCGUCACGACAACGACGAGAUUCGUACAGCUGCUGUAUUAAUCAUGCAAGUAGUGUUAGAUGCAUAUAUAAAAAACGUAAAACUCAAUUAUGAAACGCCGAGCAAAUUUGGCCAGAUGGGCUAUUUGCUGGGUCUAAUUGUACCCGGCGUCGCUGACACGAACUUUCCAGUUAGGUUAACGACAGUCGAUUGUAUAAAAAUAAUAAUUCAGAUACAAGAUUUGUACGAAGGUCACACGAUUGAGCCCAAUGACGAAUGCAUGUCGAACCUGUCCCAGCUACAGAAUAAUAUAUUGACUAAUGACUUAAACAUGAUAAGUGAUUAUUGUACGAAAUUGUGCGAUACUAUAUGGUCCAAAAUACCACAUUUACAUACUAUGCAAUUCAUAGAAAGUCUCCUAGAAGGAUACGAUAAUCAAGAAUUUAGAAGCGUUGGGAUAAGUUCGGUUUUGGAUGCAUUUAUCGUAAAGAAGGGUCAGGAUUUAUUCCAAAGCAUAGAACGGAUAGUCGAGGUGUUACUCAUGACGAUGGACGAAGUGGUCGAUGAUGCUAGGAUGAGACUAAUGAGGCCACUGACGUCAUUGACACGUCACCAUUCUAAUGCCGUCACCGCUGUUCUGCUUGCACAAAAGCUCCCACUGAAAUCGUGCGUUGUAUCUUGCUGGCGGUUCUUGGCUAGAGACGAAAGUCUAUCUACUGUCAUUGUAGAUAACUUCCUACGUCUGAUGACCUCAAUUGAACUUUACGAGGAUCCUUACCAUAUCACUGAAAAUCACAUUGCUGCGUUACAGCCUCUGACUCUCAUUAGCGCUCUUGGUGAGAUGUUACAAGAGGAGGCCAUGAGACCAAUAUGUAUCGCUAAAUUCCCUGACCUCUUCGCUGUCUUGUACACGACACUAGCAUGCUACAUGGAGGCAGAGCCUCCCGCAUACUCCUUACCACAGAACAGAGCACAGGAGAGGUUCGGCUUCGUGCCCAACAGGGAAUCCAUCAAGUUGUCUCCUGCUAAGAUAACCAUCAACACCUUUAACGCGUUUUUGGAACGCGCUGAUUGUUAUAAGGUGAAGGAAGCGUGCUCGCUGUGCCUGACGGUGGAGCACGGAGACAGCUCUAGCACGCUAAUGGAGCUGGCGCCGCUGCUGGGCGGAGCGCUGAGCCGGGCGCUGCCGGCGCAGCUGCAGCGCGUGUCGGUGCGCGUGGCGCACUACGCGCGCUGCACUCUGCCGCCGCAGCGGUGCGCCGCGCUCGCCUUACUGGCGGACUUACUCAACUACCGCUGCAACGACAACCCGGUGCUGAUCGAGUGCGUGCUGUCGUCGCUGAGCACGGGCUGGAAGGACGAGCACGUGCGCGUGCGCGCGGCGUGCCUGCGCGGCGCCGCCAACGUGUGCCGCCUGCGCGAGCCGGCGCGCGCGCUGGCGCUGCCCGCCGCGCUCGCCGCGCUCAGCCAGGGCGUCGACGCGCAGCAAUUGCCAUCUCCAUUCGAAAACGUUCCGCUCGCCGCUAUCCAAGGCCUUAGCCGUCUCAUCACAGAAACGGACAAACUCGACCAAGAGUUCGACAGAGAACUGCUCUCGAUAUCGCAAAAAAUACGCCCGUUCAUGAACACGGACUGCGCGCUACUGAGAGAGCACUCCAUACGACUGUUUGGUAUCAUCGCGGGUCGGGUGCAGUCGGAGGCGCUCGUGGAGCAGGCCGUGGCGUCUCUGCCGUGCUUCCUGCUGCACCUGUGUGAUAAUAACCCUUCUGUGGUGAGGGCGAGUAAAUUCACACUACGUCAAGUUUUCAAAACGUUCAACGUGAAGAAAUCCAACGAUUUCGUCCAAACUCACCUUUUGGACGAGGGUCGGUUGUACUUGGACGAGUUCCUGACAGCCCUCGUGCGCCAGCUCGCAGACGAGAUGCCGUCCUCCGUGGUCAAAUGCCUGCAGACAGCCGUGAAUUAUUUGCACUGUGCUAGAGAUGAGAUCAAACCCCAUCCGCCAUUGUUGUUGGGUAUCCUGUACGCGGAGCUGUACCGCAUCCGCGACAAGUACCCGGAGGAGACGCGGCUGGACGGCGCCGUGUCGCGCGGCGCGCGCGCGCGGCUGCUGGUGCUGGCGCGCGACGCCGACGCGCGCGUGCGCGCCGCCGCCGCGCUCGCGCUCGCCAACGUGUGCCUCGCCGGCGCCACGACGGCCGACUGAGGGUUGUGCGCCCCCCGUGGUAGGGCGCCGGCGGUGCGUAUUCGCAGACGAAUAUUUUCGUAUUAUAUAUAAUUAUAUUAGAAUUAGAUGUAAGUUUCGUCUGUGUCGAUAAAGAUAUUCUGUUAGGUUUCCAUUGAACGGUUGUCAAUUUCCGUGUUUGCAACUUUUAUUGUUCUUCUGGAAAUUAUCAACAAUUAAAUCAAUAUUUUUGAGGACUGAGCUUAACGCAUCGAAGUCGGCGACUUUCGUCUCAUGGUAUAACGCGCACUACACGGGAUGGUAAUCUUAAAUUAAUUGAAACAUUUUUUCUCUCAUAGGAAUCAUUGAAUAAUCAUCACGUUCAACGCUCUAUGUGUUCCAAUAAAUGCAACACGUAGACCGUUGAACGUGAUUCUCGUGUAGUGACGUCAUAGUCGAAAAUCGAUGAGACUAAUUCAUACUAAAUAGAGCCUUAUAAUGUUAAUUAUGAAUAAAAUGAACUUUAAAUUUACUAAUAAACGUGUAAUCUAUUCCAUAAAAUUACCAUUAUUGUAAGUAAAAAUAUAUAGUAAGAUGAGUUAUAGCUUCGAGUUUUAUUAUAUUGUAGAAGUUAAUGCGUAUAGUCAUAGUGUAAGUUAUAUUCUAAUAUAUAUAUAUAUAUUUACGAAGUUUGAUCGCUAGUUGAAUUAGCUUCUGCUAGUAAUAUUAGAGAAAAUAAAAAAAAAAAGUUUAUAAAAGUGAAAAAUGAGAUUUAGCAUCAGCCUGUAUAACCUGAUCUAUAGAAUUUGUCUUUGUGUCUUAUUGUUGCAGCUGGCCGAAUGUAUUUAAAUUGUUUCUAGCUGUUGUAGGAUAAAUAAUAUUUUUCGUCGUUGAUAAAACUUUUAAUAUAUUAUGCAAUAUUUAAAAUUCAAUUUGUUAUCAAUAAAAAUUAUAAUGCUAUUUGAUAUGUCCUUACGAUUGGAUUUAAAAUGUUUUUAACGUUUG
Molecule: messenger RNA, 6051 nt
Organism: Vanessa tameamea
Lineage: Eukaryota; Metazoa; Arthropoda; Insecta; Lepidoptera; Nymphalidae
Gene: c11.1
Product: maestro heat-like repeat-containing protein family member 1
Exons: 12
Coding region: 139-5088 (1649 amino acids)
Cellular component (GO): cytoplasm
Source: RefSeq, a predicted model, not a curated record